Messenger RNA from Closterium sp. NIES-65, 4059 nucleotides. The record is from the annotation of a GenBank genome assembly. Lineage: Eukaryota; Viridiplantae; Streptophyta; Zygnematophyceae; Desmidiales; Closteriaceae.
AUGCUCGGCUUCCCGGCCUUCUAUUACCCCAGCCAGAGAAUGCCAGCUCUGGAGGCAAGCGAUCCAGUCGCCAUGGACACUCAGCCUCCAAGCGUCGGCGGUAGCAGUGCGCUGGGUAGCUUGGAGGGGAGAGGCAAGUUGCAGCUGGUGCAGCCGUCGUCGGCAGAUGAAGAGGCGAAGGUGGUGAGGGAGCUGAUGAACACUGCGGAUGCUGGCAUGAAGGAAGGAGACACGUACAACCUUGUAGACGCUAGAUGGUGGCGUGCGUGGUCCAGAUACUCGGGCUAUUCGGAAUCAGAGAGCGAGUCGCAGAAGCUCACUGUGAAGCCGCUACCCAUAGACAACUCGAGCCUGGUGGAUCGGGAGGCGCAGGACAGGUUCGGCAGUGCCGAGCCUCACCUGCGGCUGGAGCUGCAGGAGGAUGGGGACUACGUGCUGGUGCCGCAGUCAGUGUGGCGCGUGCUGCACUCGUGGGGGCCCAGUGGUAUCCCGCCACGUGGCGCGCAUGGGAGGCCGGGAAGAGCUAUCAGUGGAGGUGUACCCGCUCUGCCUCGAGCUCUCCUGCAUUUCCGUCGCCACCUCAUUGCCCCUCACUUCCUUCCCUUUCUCAAACACUCUAGGUACGGGGGCGGUCCAGUGGUAUCUCGCCACGUGGUGCGCAUGGGGGGGAGGGAGGAGCUAUCCGUGGAAGUCUACCCGCUCUCCCUCGAGCUCUCCUGCGUCUCUGCCGCCACCUCGCUGCCCCCUCGCGUGGAGUCAGUGGUCAUCAGCAAGCGGGCGACUGUGGGGCAGCUUAGGUACCGCGCCUGCGAGCUGUUCGGGCUGCAGCCAGAGAAUGUGCGGGUGUGGGACAACUACGGCGGCAAGCGUCACAAGGUGUUGAGCGAUGAGGGCCAGGCUCUGGAAGACGCAGAGCUGCAGAUGGGCAACCAGAUACUGGUAGAGGUGGGGGAUAACGGCCAAUGGCCCGCCCAGGCCGUGCAUCUAGAGUCCUCCUCCUCGCCCUCCUCUCCCUCCACUCCCUCCCGCACGUCCAAACCUGCCGCCACCUCCCCCUUCCACACUGUCACCUCCCCCCGUACCUCCCUCGCUUCGGCUGCCGAACCUACCGCCGCCGAGCCUAACAUCUCCAUAGCAGGGGGUCCUCUGUCGCACUAUAGCAGCGUGGGAGCUGCUCCCCCCCCUGGCGCGCUCUUCAUCACCUCAUGGCCUCCCAACCCUGCUGGGGAAGGAAUGGAGGGAGCAGGAGCAGAAGCAGAGGCAGGGGUUGAAGGAUCAACCUGGUCUCCUGUGAGGGAGAUGACUGAUGCAGAGGGGGCAAGGGGAGAAGAAGAGGGCGAGGGGAGCGGGACUGCUGCUAGUGGAGUUGAUACCAGCGCUGCUGCUGCGAGGGGUACUGCUGGUGACAUGAGAGGGAAGCUGAAAGCGGCUUUCCCAGCAGAUGUGGGACCGGCUAAGAAGCCCACAUCUGGGCUUACACUAUCCAUUGCGCCCCCUCCUGCCUCCUCCUCCUCCAUGGCUAUUGUCCCCGUGCCUAGCGCCGAGGAGAAGAAAGGCUCAGGAUCAGUGGAGUAUUUUAUGGCGGAUUACAUGAGGGAGAUCAACAGAAGCAACCCGUUGGGAAUGGAGGGUGAGAUGGCAACAGCAUUUGGCGAGCUGCUGCGCAAGCUGUGGGCGCCGGGAAGGGACCCCGUGGCUCCCAGGGCGUUCAAGGCGCGCCUCUCGCGCUUUGCCCCUCAGUUCAGCGGCUACAAUCAGCAUGACUCUCAGGAGCUCCUGGCAUUCCUAUUGGACGGGCUACACGAGGACCUGAACAGGGUGAUGCGCAAGCCGUACAUUGAAGCCAAGGACGCCGAUGGGCGGCCGGACGAGGAGGUGGCGCGGGAGAACUGGGAGAACCACAAAGCGAGAAACGACUCCAUCAUCGUUGACAAGUUCCAGGGUCAAUACAAGUCAACGCUAGUGUGUCCACACUGCAAGAAGGUCUCGGUCACAUUCGAUCCCUUCAUGUACCUCUCGCUGCCGCUGCCCUCCAAGGCCACGCGCUCGCUGCACCUCUCGCUGCUCUCGUCCUUUGGCGACCAGCCCCCCCGGGCGCUCACUGUCACGGUGCCGCGCACAGGGAGGAUUUUGGACCUGCAGAGAGCACUGGCUGAGGCGUGCCAACUGCCUCCAGGGGAGAGACUCCACGUUGCUGAGAUCUACAAUAAUCGCAUCUUCCGCGCGUUCCCACCGCUGGAGCAGAUCUCGUCCAUUGAGGACCGAGACAGGCUCGUGGCUUACCGCGUGCCGCGGGGGUUUCCACAGUUACAAAACCAUUUCCUUCGGCCGCUUCUUGGCGCCCCUGUCCUCCUCCCCUCUGCUCAUCCCGUCCCCUCCUCUCCUCUCCUCCUCCUCUCUCCUCCUCCCCUCUCUCCUCCUCCCCUCUCCACUUCCCCUCUCGUCCUCCCCUCUCCCCACCUGUCAACUACCCCCAUUCCCCCUUGCAGCUCCACACUCACAAACAUUAUCUUCUGGCGGCUUGCCGCCCUGCUACUCCUCCCCAUCAUCCUCCCCACUCUCCUCCCUUCUCUCCUCCCCAUUAUCCUCCCCACUCCUCCUUUCCCACAUCCCCUCUUUUCUCUCCUCUCUUCCCUGCCCUCUUUUCUCCUUUCUCUUUCCUGUGGCUCUCUUCUCUUUUCCUUUUUCCAACGGAUCCCCUCUCCUAUCCGCAGCUCCACAGUAACCAACGAUUUCUUCUGGCGCCUGCACGGCACGCCUCUCCUCCUCCCGGUCUCCCGCUUUGACAUUCGUUCCGGCGCCGACCUUUACCGCCAUGUGCGCACUGCCCUGAAGCCCUUCCUGCGACCAGGGGUAUCCGAGACCAAGACCUCCCUCUCUCUCUCCCCUGCUGGGGACAGUGCUGCAUCUCCAGCCGAUGCCGCUUCUCCUGCUGCUGCAGCUGCUGCUGAUGGUUGUGUUGUUGCUGGUGGCACAGCUGAAAGCGAUGGUGCUGGUGCCAGUGGUGCUGGUGCGAGCGUUUGUGGUGCAGCUGGUGAUGGUGGUGCUGGUAGUGUUGGUGCAGACGGCACAGGGGACAGGGGUGUGCAGGGGAAGAAUGAUCCUAUGGACGAAUCAUUAGGGAGGGAUGCCAAUACUGGUGAUGCAUCAGCUGGCGGUGAGGAGGGUGAGGGGGAGAAUGGGGCGAAUGCGAAGGGAUCUGCAGGGGCUGAGGAUGCUGCGGGGCAGGGGAGAAGAGAGGGACAGGCGGCAGCAGCAGACGAGCCACCGUUUUUGCUGUCUGUCACGCGAGCGCAUGUUGAGACUGCUGCUGAUGCUAUUCGGAUUCCUGAUGGUACUGAUUUGCCCAAGGGAUUCACUCCAGAUAUGCUUUCCAAGGAUGGACUCGCGCUGCUUCUGGAUUGGUCGGUCGAUGGGCUCAUGGAGUUUUACGAUGUCGGGCAGCUUGAGGAGCUGCCCGAAGUGAGCUCGGGCAGUGUGGGGCUGCCCAUGAAGAACAAGCGGCAGGAGGGAGUGACGCUUUUCUCGUGCCUGGAUGCGUUCAUCAAAGAGGAACCAUUGGGCCCUGAUGAUAUGUGGUACUGCCCGCAGUGCAAGGAGCACAGGCAGGCAACCAAGAAGCUUGACCUGUGGCGACUGCCGGAGAUCCUCGUGGUGCAUCUGAAGCGCUUCUCCUACAGCCGCUACUUCAAGAACAAGCUCGACACGCUCGUCACCUUCCCCAUCCAUGACUUCGACCUCUCGCCGUACCUGCCGCCCUGCAAUGCUGAAGGAGGUGGCAAUGUGUAUGAGCUGUAUGCGAUCAGCAACCAUUACGGUGGCAUGGGUGGAGGGCAUUAUACUGCAUAUGUGCAGUUGGGCAACGAGCGCCAAUGGCACACCUUCGAUGACAGCUUUGUUUCUCCCGCAAGCGAGUCACAAAUUGAGACACCUGCGGCUUACGUGCUCUUCUACCGAAGAGUUGGGAGCUCACACCAUUAUGCAACUUCCCAGAACGAAGCAACAGGCGAUGAGCAAAAGAACUCCACAGCUGAGGUUACUGACAUGGACCGUGACUAG